AUGGGCGUCGAUGAGAAGGUUAGAAACUCGGGCGAUUCGCCGCGAGACCAGAGCGGGCCGGUCCUCCCCACGGUCAACCAGGACACGGAGAAGCCUCAACCACCAAAGGCAACCAUGCACCCGGCGCUCUAUGUCGUCUUCUGGAUCGCAUUGAGUUCCUCCGUCAUCUUGUUCAAUAAAUGGAUUCUACACACAUUGAAAUUCGGUAAGAUAUCCGGCACGGUGCUGCGGACCGCGUUCCUUGCUAAGACGAAGCCAGAAUAUCCUGUCAUCCUCACAACCUACCACUUGACGUUUGCAACUAUCAUGACCCAGAUCCUCGCCCGGUACACCACGCUUCUCGAUGGCCGAAAGACAGUGAAGAUGACGGGCCGGGUGUAUCUGCGCGCCAUCGUGCCGAUCGGCUUUUUCUUCAGCUUGAGUUUGAUCUGCGGUAAUCUGGCAUACCUCUACCUGAGUGUUGCCUUCAUCCAGAUGCUUAAGGCAACUAUGCCCGUCGCUGUUCUCAUCUCCAGCUGGUCACUCGGCGUCUCGCAACCGAACUUGAAGGUCUUCCUAAACGUGUCUAUGAUCGUCGUGGGUGUCGUUAUCGCCUCGUUUGGCGAAAUCGAGUUCGUCGUGGUCGGCGUUAUGUGGCAACUCGGGGGCAUCGUGUUUGAGGCUCUCCGCCUGACCAUGGUGCAGCGUCUUCUUAGCUCCGCCGAGUAUAAGAUGGACCCCUUGGUCUCGCUUUACUACUUUGCACCGGUUUGCGCGGUCAUGAACGGCGUCAUUGCCCUCUUGUGGGAGGUUCCCAGGGUUUCGGCCGAGGACUUCCAGCGAGUUGGCCUCCUCACAUUCUUCCUGAACGGCCUUUGCGCGUUCCUGCUGAACGUCUCUGUUGUCUUCCUGAUUGGUAAGACAUCGUCACUGGUCUUGACCCUCUGCGGCGUUCUGAAGGACAUCAUGCUCGUCGCGGCAUCGAUGAUUAUCUGGGGCACCCAGGUCACCGGCCUCCAGUUCUUUGGAUAUGGCAUUGCCCUCUCCGGCAUGGUCUACUACAAGCUGGGGUACGAGACGCUGAAGGGCUAUGCCGGCGAGGCCGGCCGCCAGUGGGCCGAGUUUGGCAACAACCGACCCGUUCUCCGCAAGAUCUCGAUCAUACUUCUCGUCCUUUUGGUGCUGUUCGUGGUGCUGGGCGGUCUGGCUCCUCCUGAAAUGGCCCCCCGCCAAUACUUUAACCAGGCCACGAACAAGAUGGGUAUUUCAACCGAUUGA
Phialemonium atrogriseum is the source of this 1257-nucleotide messenger RNA. RefSeq names its product triose-phosphate transporter family-domain-containing protein. The record is from RefSeq and is a predicted model, not a curated record. Gene Ontology annotation, molecular function: antiporter activity. Bases 1 to 1257 code for a protein of 418 amino acids. NCBI's taxonomy places the organism in Eukaryota, Fungi, Ascomycota, Sordariomycetes, Cephalothecales, Cephalothecaceae. The transcript is spliced from 4 exons. Gene Ontology annotation, cellular component: Golgi apparatus; trans-Golgi network; endosome.